Nematocida major is the source of this 489-nucleotide messenger RNA. RefSeq lists its product as uncharacterized. The record is from RefSeq and is a predicted model, not a curated record. NCBI's taxonomy places the organism in Eukaryota, Fungi, Microsporidia. Gene Ontology annotation, cellular component: endoplasmic reticulum membrane; plasma membrane. Bases 1 to 489 code for a protein of 162 amino acids. Gene Ontology annotation, biological process: endoplasmic reticulum membrane organization. The transcript has a single exon.
AUGCAGGUAGGCGACAACUCGAUAAUUGUAUUGCCCUUUGAGGUUGUUCUGGAAAGGGACACAAAAAGAGGCGAGAUAACGCUGCGAAACGUUACAACGCGAGACUAUGCUUUCAAGAUAAAAACCACGCACCCCACAAGCUACAAAGUAAAACCGUCGAUCGGAAUGCUGCCAGGGGGCGCCGAGCAGAUUGUGUGUAUCGAAAUGCACACAAAGCAGGAGUCUCCUGUUUUAAAAGACCACAAGUUCCUGCUGCAGUUUGCAGAAAGCAUGCAAAUACUCACCGAAAAAAGCCUCAAGCACAUAUUCCAAGUAAAGGGGGUAAGAACUGUGGAGCAGAGGCUGGACGUGCGAUACUCUGACGCUCUCUUGGGCCGGACCUUGGACAUGCCGCAGCGCAUAGGCGAAAACUUUCUUGCGUGGCUCGCAGGCCUGUUUGUUUUCUAUGGCAUAUGCACUCUGGUUAAAAAGCUGCUGUUUGGGGACUGA